GCUUGGUUAAGAAACGCGCGCGAACGCGAACACGAACACGAACACGAAACCAACGCGAGAUUCACCUCAAUAUUAAGAAGGUCUGGUGGGCUCUUCUAUGAACCAAUGAGCCAGCCAGCUUCGACGUCCAGUGAUGCCAGAGCCAGUGCUCUCUCAGAACUACAUCCCACCAUCAUAGAUGUAUCGUCUUCUUCGCAAAGCGUCAAUGUGACUGGCUCUGUUGAUGUUGAAAUUGAAGGGUUUGAGAUCCUGGACUCAGAAGAUGGCAGUGAUGCUGAUGAUCCGUUUAAAGUGCUGAUACAACCAAGGACUGAACCGUCAAUAUCAGCUAGUCGCUGUCGAGACAGUGGUAGCAGGUCGUCAACUGCACCAGCAAGAGUACGAACAAAGAGGCAGAGGGUUGAUCUGCUGGAAGUGUUAUUACCGGAGAACUACGAGAUUAGUGGGCUGGAUAUGGAGUCCACUGUUAUACAGUCUUCAAGGGAACAGGGUAUUGGUCUGUAUUCAUCAGAUGACUCAAAUGGCAAGCUGUACCAAGGAAUACAAGAUACAGUCGAUUGUGAUGAGAUUCUUUUAACAUCUACUCGGAGUGAUGAACCUACUGGACAAUUAUUACAGGGUGAACGUCGAGACACUGGUACAGCCAUAGAGAAUGGUGAGGUUAUUAAACUGGCAAGCUCAUCUGUAGAGAGAUUGGAUAGUUUUCAGAUGACGGACACGUUUCCUGUUGGUAGCAUGCUAAGCACUGAGGAAAUCUGUGAAGAAGCUGGUCCACCACCUAGUGAUUCACUCAUCAAAGGGAGUGCAGAAUCUCAAAGUAUUAAUGAAACCUCAGAUAAGGGGGGGCAGCUUAUGUCCAAAUCACCAACCGAGGGUAGGACUGAUGAUACAGACACAAGUAGCGAUACGUGUGCUACUGAGAUGGUUAUUCCACCACGUCGUCCGAAAAGGAAGGCAACUCUUUCAGAUCUCUGUUCACGCAAGGCCAAAGUGCCAUAUCGUGUUGGGCUAUCAAGAAGGGCAAAUGUUCAACAUCUGCAUUCUUACUUGAGCAAGAGAUAG
Molecule: messenger RNA, 1062 nt
Organism: Williopsis jadinii
Lineage: Eukaryota; Fungi; Ascomycota; Saccharomycetes; Phaffomycetales; Wickerhamomycetaceae
Exons: 1
Source: RefSeq, a predicted model, not a curated record